AUGACGCAGCAGGAGCUCUCUUCUUGCUCUGACAGUCAACCACCGCUACAAACACUACAAUCCUUAUCAAAUCCGUCAAGUCCAUCAAAUUCAUCAAAUCCAUCAAGUCCAACCCGUAAUAGUCACUCAUCAUACACUGUCAGCUUUUUGGAUAAUACUGCAACCAUACCUUUCUAUGAAUACACAACCUUACCACCUGGCUACCUUCCCACAACGUCAAUAGGCUGCUUGUUUCAACAUGUACUUCCCCCAAUUAGUUUACCUGGUGUCGACAGACUUUCAAUGCAAGCUGAUACACCCAUGCCAGAAUUUCCUGACGAGGAUGUCGUUCCUGACGAGGAUGUCGAAACUGAAAAGAAGAGCUCGAAAAGUAAACGAGGAAGAAAUGAGGGUGAAGCUCGAGAUGAACAUGAUAGUCAAUCGAGAAGGAAGAGAGUGAAAGGUAAAGGAAAAGAAGAAGGAAACCCAUCAACUUCUCAGGGUCCAUCGACCAGAUUGAACACCUCGCCAAAGAAAUCGAGUCUGCAGAAAUCAACACCAGCUAGUACUAGACGUCCUUCAAGUACAGCUGCACUAGCUUUCUGGCAAUCUCUUGACAAGAUUACUUUCGAGCUCGACAGUAAUCUACUCGACGAGAAGAUCGAUAGUCGAUUGAAACAACUGUCUAUCAACCAUUCUACCGCAGCCACCAACAGCCACUUCCCGACAUUCAUGAACACAUGGUGGAGCAAGAUGAUAUGCUCAGAAGGUAAAUAUACCUAUUGGACAGAAGACGGUAUCCAAGCUAUGCAGAAUGGCGAAACCUUCUCAACUUAUCAAGAUCGCAAAAGAGAAUGGGUUAAACUUGUCGACAUUGCGGGUGGAGAACUUCCAGUAACUUCUUUAAUUCAAGAUGCGCUUGGAGAUUUAGCAAAUGAAUACGUCAAAAGGGAUUACAACUUCCACACUCCCAAUGAUUUGGUCAGAAGGUUAUGGAAAUUUGCUGGAUUGGUCGGCUCAGGAACUUCAGAUUUGGAUACGAACGAAAUUCUACCUUCAUCCACCUAUGGUUCAAACCCUGUUCAACCUGACAACUGUCCUCCUAUUUCCGUCUACGAGAACAAACCAUAUAUGUCCUUUAGGGAUGUUGUCAUUUUUAUGGGUUUACUCGCACAGCAAGAUGUCGAGCUUUCCUAUAGCAAAGAAAAGCUUAUAUGUACUAGGAAGGGAGGAGCAAAUGAUUUAGGGGUGAUUCGUUGGUCAGAAUUGUCCAUGGGAAUGCAGCACAUACUUGCGCAGGUUGUCGAACAGCUUCAUGUCAACCGAGCCCGAUUUUGCGUUCUCGGUAAUUACGAUGCUUUCAUCUUGUUCUACCUUUCCGCGACGCACAAAUGUAGAGUAUCUCGAGUCAUCUUACGAGAUCCCCUCGACCCGGAACGCUCUUUUACGCCUCAAUUCUUGGAAUCUCUGGUUGCAUCCGCUAAUGCACCCGUGAAAGAAACGAUCAAAACGAUAAUCCAGGCUGCUAUAGCGAGAAAAACUUUUCCCACGACAACAUCGUCCCUUAUCACCAACCAUCAAGCUAGCCAAACAACCCCAUUGUCUCUAUUCACCGGUUUACUCCUCACUCGACCUGAAGAGCAACCAGAUAAAAUGUUUGUCCCAAAGGACAUUGUCGACCCGCUUCGCCAACUCUUAAACGAAGAGAAGAAAGCUAGAUUGGGAGGCAAGCAGCGACAACCGCAGAACAGAUCUCGGACGGCUCAGUCUCUACCACCUCUCGAUACUCAACCUCAAAGUAGAUCAGGACCAUCCAUCUUUACCAACUUACCUGCUGAAACUGCAUCAUCAACUAAAAAUGAAGCUGUCCGGUCAAAGGAUCCUCAACAUUCUUCCGGACAUAUUAGCCGUGAUAAUCCUCAUAUCAAUCUCAACCUCUCUCGUAUCAGUUAUGCAAAUAUCACGAACAUGAAGCUGCGUGUCACACUCAAGGAUUCCUCCAUUCUGCAAUCUAAUUUGCAUUCGAAUUCUGAUGGACGACAUCGACCUUAUCACCAAUUACCUGAACACAUUGAUACAAGUCGAUGGUCAAUUAUUGCUGCAUCCCAUCCAGCUCGAGUUUCAGAUGUCCCAUCUCUAGCUAGUGAUGUUUCUACUUUGGAAAGUGACCCUCCUAGCUCGCCACUCGACGUACGUUCUACACAUCACGACAGGAGAUCGACUAUGGCUAGCGUACCCGUCUUACCUGGGCUUACAACUCAACCAGAAGCAACAAUCCAGCUUUCCAAUUACCUCUCAGGGGGUCGCUUGUAUGAUGUUUACCUAGCGAAUAUCACCCUCAAGACAAAAAGUUAUUUAGAUCAAGAUGGUAUUUUGGUCAACAACAGUAAACCCAUACAAGUCGUGGUUAAGAUAAUAAACCUUGACAGUUUCCCUACUAGAAUUGAAGACGUUGAGAAGUCUGAAGAUACAUCUUAUAUUUAUACAAAACAAGAAGCAGAGUCAGCUGUUAUGAAAGAAUCAUAUAUUCUAGUCAACAUCCUAUCAUCCUCAUCUUCAAACAAAUUCAGAAAUCCUAAAUAUUCAACUAAACUACAUGGUGUAGUACCUCAUUAUUAUGGUCUAUGGGAAUCUAGUAACGGUAAAAGCAAGAUUAUGAUGAUGGUUCUAGAAUAUUGUGGUGAAUCGGUUUUCCAGAAAAAUGAGGAGCUUACAGGAGAUACGAUCAACGAAAUCUUAGACGCUUAUGAUACGGUACAUUCUUCUGGAGUUGUCCACGAUGAUGUUCAAAAGAGACAUAUUCUUAGACAUCCACAAGAUCAAGGUAUCGUUAUAAUCGAUUUCGAGGCUGCAUCUUGGAGACCUGCAGAAACGGACUUAGAUAACUUAUGGGAAUGGGGUAAUCGAAGAGUUGCUGAGGAAGAUGAAGUCCAUGAAUUGAUAGGAUUACCUACGUGGGGAGAAAUGUGA
This is a messenger RNA of Kwoniella shivajii, 2949 nucleotides long. RefSeq lists its product as uncharacterized. Bases 1 to 2949 code for a protein of 982 amino acids. Gene Ontology annotation, molecular function: ATP binding; protein kinase activity. Gene Ontology annotation, biological process: protein phosphorylation. NCBI's taxonomy places the organism in Eukaryota, Fungi, Basidiomycota, Tremellomycetes, Tremellales, Cryptococcaceae. The transcript has 4 exons. The record is from RefSeq and is a predicted model, not a curated record.